Paramecium octaurelia is the source of this 8594-nucleotide messenger RNA. NCBI's taxonomy places the organism in Eukaryota, Ciliophora, Oligohymenophorea, Peniculida, Parameciidae. The record is from the annotation of a GenBank genome assembly.
AUGCCUUUGGAUCCUCUUUAUUAAGUGCUACAUACCUAAAUUUAUUUUAAUGAUGAUAAUUUAACCUGGAAAAAUGGCUUUAGUUAUGGUAUUUGGUCAAAAUAUAACCCUCUUAGUAUUACAUCCCAAGUAGGUCCUGUUGGAUUAUAAGAAAGUAAUUGCUUUUAGCUUCAUAAUGCAGUAUAAAUAGAUAAUCAGAGUUUGAAUUUAAUAUAUUACGAUUGUUUGGAUUAUGAGUCUAAAACAAUUUCGAAAACACUCUAGUUCAUUAAUAAUAAAAAUGAAUAGCAUAAAAUUCAGACUUAAUUAGAAAUUUUCAAUUAUGAGGAUGUGUGGUAUUUUUUAGGAAUCUCUGGAACUCCUAAACUAAAUUAAUUAGAAAUAAUUCUUUUCUCUCUAAUAGAAGUCUUGCAUUCUGACAUACUCUCAAUGUCUUACCCUUAUUAAGAUUAAGAAAUAUAAUUAACUUUUGGAGGUAGCUUGAUUGUACUUGAUUCUAAAAUAGAAUCUAUCUAAUAUGGUACUAAAUUUUCUUAUUUUCCUGGAUCAAUUGUUUUGCGAAAAUUUCAAAUUGAAGGCAUGUCGCCAGGCUUGGGUCUGGUUGAAUCAGCAAAAAUAGUAUUAGGAAAAAAUACAUAUUGUUAAUGCACAGAAAACAACAAAAAUAAAAUAACUGAUUCUGAUCUCAAUUAUCUUGAUUAUGGAACUUAUAUUUCAGAAAAUCUGAAUUGUGAUUCUUUUUUUUUAUCAGGAUGGAUUAGAAUUCAAGAAAUUAUAAAUUAGGAUGAUGAUUUUUAAUAUUAAUUUAUUAAGUUAGGUUUGAAUUAUGAGAACUAAAAGUUUUCUAACUUAAAUCUGUCUCCCUUCACUUUACCUUAUAAGAUAUCAUCAGUAGCAAAGAAAAUAAUUAUAACCACAUAUAGUUAUAAAUUUCCUAUUGUUACAUUAGACUUUUUAGAUGAUCCUUUUCUUAUUGUCACAGAAUUUGAUGUUAUAAAUGAUCUCACCUUAUGGCACAACUUUUAAAUACAAGUAAAGGAGAAUUAAAUGAAUAUUUAAAUAAAAUUUCUUGAAAAAUAAAAUGUUUAUGAAUUUCAAGAAUCUUUUAAUGUGAUAUAAUUUAAAUAGAAUUAGUUUAAGCUUCUAUAUGGUAAUUGUUAGUAGCUCGAUACAAAUUUUUUGAAAGUUUAAAUUAGAGAUGUUACUUUUACAAUUUGUGAAGAUUUAUUCACUCAAUAAAUAUGCCACCCAAGUUGCCAAGAUUGUGAUGGGCCAACAAAUCGAGAUUACCUAUCUUGUCCAAUUGAUUCAAAUAGAUCAUAUUUAAAUGAACGAAAGGCUUGUAUUUGUCCGAUUAACACAAUUGAUUUUGGAAUUUGCCAUUCCUAUCAGGAUUCAAAAUUAAUCAUUGUUUAAUAAUUUUAAUAAUCAGAUUAAUGUAAAUAUGGCUAUUUUAAGUAUGAUCAAGAAUGUUGUAAAUGGUAAUAAAAAUGUAUAUAUUUAGCCCAUCGAUUAUUCGUGAACACUUGCUAACAUGUUUGGAGUGUCUCAGAAAUCCUGAGGAAUGGAGUAAAGACCCACAAUGCAAAACCGACAUAUAUAUAAAUCCCAAUGGAGAUAUUGAGAAAUCAUACUAUGACGAAUCUAAUAAUAAUUUUGUUUUCGAAGGAAUUAAUAUAUAGUAUUGCUACUCCUGCUAAAAUAAAGGAAUUGAUAGUAUUGAGAACAUUUUUACAGACUUUUCAAUAAUAAUUGAGGAAUUCAAAAAUUUAUGUUUUAAUGAGUAGCCUAACUGUUAUUCAUGCCAAUUAUUUGCUUGCUAAUAAUGUUACGUUUCAGAAUCAGGUUUAAAAUGCUCAAGGUGUACUUAUUAGGCUGUUUUAACUGAUGGAUUUUGUACUUAUGUUAACUCCGAUAUUAGAAAUACCUGUGUUUCGCCUUAUUAUAUUUCUUCAACUUUUGAAUGUAAGUAUUGUCCGAUAGAAAAUUGCAAAUAUUGUUUUGAGUUUCAAAAAAAUGAAUCUUUAAUCAGAUGCACCUUAUAUAAGGAUUUUGAAGAAUUUAUUAAUGAUGAAAUAAUUUAAAUUGGUUGUGCUUUAUGCGAAGAAAACUACAUUUUUGAUUUCAAUUAGGGAUUGUGUCUAUACCAAAAGCCUUAAAUAAUAAAUUGUUUAAGAUCUUACAUAAAUUUUUAAGGUUAGGCAGUUUGCACAUUAUCUUCUUUUUCGGACUUCUCGAUUUCACCUGAAAUUAUAAAUUGUUAAAAAUACUAAAUGAAUUGCCAGUAGUGUCUCUUAACUCCAGAUGAAAAAAUUCAAUGUAUUAUCUGUGAACCUGGUUACAAGAAUUCAAUUCAAACAGGAACAUGUUUUUAACAUAAAAUAGAUAAUGCAAUCAUUGUUAUGGAAGGAGACUUUUAUGAAAAUAAUGCAUGGUCAUGGUUUAUCUAGAGUUUUAUGAUGAGAUUUUUGCCAAACAAUUAUUAUUAUCCACUAAGAACUACAUAAACUUCAGCAAUUGUUGCUAUGCCUACUAAAUGUACCUAAGGAUAUGACCUAUCAAUUUAUUCUUAAUGUGUAAAAUAAUGCAGCUAAGAUUGUUAAAAACGUGAAAAAUCUUAUGAAAACUUUAUUUGUUAAAAAUGCCCUCCAAAUUAUUUUAAUAUUCCAAUUAGAAAAUAAGAGGAUGGUUAAUGUAUUACUUGUCCUUAAUUAUGCGAGGUUUGUAGAAAUCGUGAAUAGAGCGAAAUUAAAGUAUUUCUUUAGUCUAUAAUAGAAAUUGUAACCAAGCUUUCAAUUGUCUGAAAAUAAUAAAAUAUAUACUAUGAUUUGCCUUAAGCCAAUAAAGGAUAUAAAUGUAGUAAUAGAUUCCUAUACAUAAAUUGCAAAGUAUUGCUUUUUUGAUGAUUGCUAAACACAUUUCUCAUUAAUAUUUACUUCUGAUGAUAUCUUUGAGUCUUGUGAAAAUUAAGUGGGAGAUAUAUUUACUCAUUAUGAAGAUAGUAGUAUCAAUAUAGAAUAUUGCAAUUCAGUUGGUGUUGAUUAAAUUACAAUUGACUAUACUUUUUAUAAUGAAUUUACUGAAGAGAUUUGCUAUUUGUUUUGCCCUCUCAUUUAUUGGACAAAUUUGAAAACUAAAAUUUUUGCACUUAAUAGCACGAAUUUAAAAAUAAAUUCCAAGUCCUCUUGUCUCAUUAAUUUAAGUUCCUCAAGUUUAAUUUAAAAUUUUGAUUAAGUUGAGAUUCAUGCGAUGGGAUUUAUAAAUGUUCAGCCUUUAUUUUAGAGAACCACAAAAAUAAGAUAGGUUUAAAACUACAUGAAGUCUUACUUUAAGAUAGCGUAAUCAGAAACAAUACUAUUUUUUUAUCUGAGUUUUUUAGCAAUAUUACGGUGAAAGGAUUAAGGCUUAAGAGGUUGACUUUAGAAAACUCUUAACUUUUUAAUCUAGAAUAUUCAAAAUUCGAAGGUUAUAUUGAAAUAGAGACAUUAUUAAUAGAAAAUUGUAUUCUCAAUAACUCAAACCUAUUCAAUUUUGCAAAUAACAAAUUUAUUAUCUUAAUUCAAAAGGUAACCAUUAAUUAAUGUUAAAUUUAUAAUUCAUCAUUUUUUUAAUUUGUAUCAAACAAUUCAAAGUUUAUAAAUUUUGUUUAUCUAACAAAUGUUACUAUCACUAACUCUAAUUUUGUUAACUCUUAUCUAAUUAACAGUGACAAUUAUUUCAACUUAAAUUUAUAAAAUUUAGAAUUUAACAUGAACGAUGUAAGAUUUUCAACAGUAAUUUUCUUUGAUUUUAAUUUAGAAUUGUCCAAUGUCUAAACUAAUUAGAAUACAUUUAUUUAAUCUUAAUUUAUAAAAAUUAAAAAUGCUUUAAGUUAGGAUAAAUUAUUUUGUAUAAUAAAUAAUUAUUAGGCUCGAGAAAAUAUUCUUUAGGAUGCUAUAUUAUUUUUAAUAUUUUCAAGUUUGACAAAGAACACAAUUGUAUUUUAGAUAUCUGAUAUUUAUAUAUCAGAAUUAGAUAGAGCAGAUAAAACUAAUACUUAACUUCAAUUAUUUAAGAUUCAUAGUACUAAAUUUUAUUUACAGAAUGCUGUUAUCCAAAAUACAAGAAAUUGUCUUGUUUUUUAUAUCAUUGAAAAUGAAGAAGUUUUUAUGAAGAAUGUUACAUUUCAAUCAACCUAAUCUACAUAAAGGGUUCCACUUAACCUGAAAUGCUGGGAAGCUUUAGAUUUCAAAAAUGCCUAAUUUUUAUAACUAUUAGGGUUUUCAAAAUUAAUCUUAAAAGAUGUUGAUAUAAAUAAUCAAUUCAGCUCCAUUUAUUCUUAGAUAUAGGUUAACUUUGGGAGAUAAUUUUUCAAUUAUUCUUUUGGUAGAGUGGAACUCUCAAAUAUUAGAUUUGAAAAAAAUAUCUUAAUUUAAAAGGAGAAGGCUGACUUAUUUUCUUUAUUGGCGAUAUAUUCAUAUGACGAAUUAUUGAUUUUUAUUGAUAAAAUAUAAUUUAAGAGCAACUUUUUACAUUAGUUUAUUGAUAACCCUUUAGAAACACAGGCUGGAUUAAUUUAUAUAUAAUCAUUAUUAAGUAAUGUGGAAAUACAUAGUUUGUUUUGUGAAUUAAAUGCUGUAACAAAUUCAUCAAACUCCUUUAUUACUAUAAAUUCAUAUUCAAUUUAAAUCACUAAUUAUUAGGUAUUUAAUCAUAAUAUACUGCCUUAAGAACUAUGGGAAAGUUAUUUUGGUAUUAAAUUCAAUUAGGAUCUUGAUUAAGAAGAUAUCAAUUUAGCAGUGCAAAACUCCUUCAAAAUACUAAAUAAAGGAGGAGCAGGAUAAAUAAUUGCUUCAAUAUUUUCAUGUACAAAUUGCUAUUUUCAAAAUAUCCUUGCUUUUCAAAGUGCAAUUUUUGAAAUUCAAACCUAAAAUCAAGGAGAUAUAGUAUUAAAUAAUAUAGCUGCAUAUAAUAUUGAAACUAAUCUACACUCAAUAAGCAGCACUGGUUGCAUAGCAGUAUAUUCACAAAAUAGUAUUUUAAAUUUAAAAAUAGUAUAAGGAAAGUUUGAAAACAUCUUAAAUAGGAUGUCUUCAACAAUCCUUACUGUAUAAACAUCAGUUCAAGGAAAUAAAAUUAAUUUGGGUGAUAUCUAAAUUAUAAAUUGCAUCUCUUUGAUGAAUCAAUUUUUUAGCAUUUAAUUUAACACUUUAAGCUAACAAUCAAACAUUGUGAAUGUAUAAAAUUUUAAGGCAAUUUAAAAAUAAGAAUUCUUGAUUAAAUAUUUUGGCAAAAUUGGAAUUAUAUCUUAAUCUGAAAUAUCAAAUAUAAUUGGUAAUACAAAUGCUGUAAUUGCAAUUGAUGGAGGGAGCAUCUAAAUAAGAAAAUUUCUUAUAGAGGGAAUCUUUUUAUCCCCAAUUCUUAAAUUUAAUAAUCUUGUUAAGUUGAAAAUGAAAGAAUGUUGGUUCUCAUAAACCUAGACCGCUUAUCCGUUCAAUCUGAUAUCAAUAAGCCAAACAGAGAAGAUUAAAUCCAUCAUUUAUUUAGAUAGGGUUUAAAUUAUAAAAAAUUCAGCCUACUCAGUAAAUUCCAGUGUUGUCUAUUUUUAGAAAUAUAUUGAUUCUAGUAACCAAGGAUGUGUUUUAGAGAACAAUUUAAUUAAUCAAGAAGAUAAGAUAUAUUUAAAUGAUUUUAUCGAAAGUGUAAUAGAAUUAGCUUAAAAAUCUAGCUCUUUAAUGCAGAUUUCGAUGAAUUCAAUCGAACAUUCAUUAAUAUUGUCUAAGGUGGAUAUUCAAGAUAAUAUUUGUAAAUACUGUUAUAAGGGCAUUAUUUAUUUAUAAAUAGAAAAUUGUAAUCUAUUAAAGAUUUAAGACUUAAAUUGUGGUUUCAAUAUAAUAAAUGAAUAUGGCUGCUUAAAUAUCGCUGUAAAUUCUUAGUUGUAUCCUAAAAUUUAAAUUAAGGAUUCAAAUUUUAUCAAAAAUAAAGCGAGUAUUGGAGCAGCAAUAAUGGCUUCAAAUAUAUUUCUUAAAUUAGAAAAUUCUUAUGUUCUUGGAAAUUAGGCCACAAUAUCUGGGGGUGGAAUUCAUUUAUUUGCAAUCAAUAGUGCAUUACUCAUAAAAUAAACAAUAAUUUUAUCUAAUAAAGCAAGUGAAGGAGGAGGUAUUUAUUUAGCAGGGGAUAAUAAGUUAAAUGAUCUAAAUUUUGUUUUGUCGUGUCUGCUUUUUAAUGAUGCUACUUCUUAUGGAAAUAAUCUAGUUGAAACUCCUAAUCACUUAGCUCUUUUUAUUAAUGGCAAAGAAAUGUUGUCACUAUCAUAGAUUCAAAAUAACACUUAAACAAAUAUUAUGAAUUUGAAGCCUUAUAAUAUUAUUUAGUAAGGAAAAAAUAAAAUAUCAAAUACCUUAAUGCUUCCAAGUAAUUAAUAAAUAUAAAGUUAUUUAUUAUAUCAACCAUAAUCUCAAAGAUACUUCACAUAUAUCUCUGACUUUUCCUUGUUUUUUAUGAAUAGCAGAAAUGAAUAAGAUUUCAAAAAAGUCAAUUCAACUUGUCGUAUAAGUUAAUAGAAAAUCUUAAAAGAAAAAUAAUCAAACAAUGGGUAACUAGAGUAAAAAGCCGCAAUAGAAUAUGAUAAUCAAAAUAAUAAUUUUGAUUUAAGUCUACUUUCAUUUUCUUUGGAUCCUUAUUUUGAUACUUAUGACCACUUUCUUAUUUAUUUUAAUUGUUAAACAGGGAAUUCAUAGAAAGAGUUUGGUUAUAUCAUCAAAACUAAAGGUUUUUUAUGUUAAUUAGGAGAAUUUUAUGUUGAUAAUGGAUGUUAGAUAUGUUCAUCUAAUUAAGGAUUUUAUUCUGUCACUUACAAUACAACAAAAUGUUCUGUUUUUGAUAAAACGAAAUUUUUUAGCAUAACUUCAAAUAAAAUAUAACUUUUGGAGGGCUACUGGAGGCCUAAUAUGUUAUCUGAUUCAGUUGAUUAUUGUUUCAAGAAUCCAAAGUUUUGCGAAGGUGGCUGGAAUACAGGCGAUGAAUUAUGUAGUGUAGGGCAUAUUGGAGGUUUAUGUGAAGAAUGUGACACAUAAAAUAUUAGGGGAAGUGGAAAAUUUAUUAAAACAUCGUAAGAUCAGAGUUGCUUAAGUUGCUAUGGAGAUUAGGAUAGCAUACUCCCUUUUAUAUUGACGACAAUCUGGUAAGAGACAUUUUAAUUUUAGGGCCCUACUGUCUAUUAUAUUAUCAUUGAAAAGCAUAAACACGUCUAAUUAAUUGUUUACAUCCUUGAAACUUAGAGAAAGGCAUUUUCUGAUUAUAUUUAAAUUAAGUUAAGGUAUAAAAUUAUCAUAAUUAGAUCAUGAAAGUGUAUUUCUAAAAAUGCUUUUAAAUUAUUUAUGGAUAUAUUCUGUUAUUUUCACUUUUAAUAUUAGCUUUUCAUUUUCAUUUAUUUUUGUUGAUCAAGCUAGUAACACUUCUUAUUUUAUGGCAAACAAUUUAGAUUGUUAUUUAUCCGAUUUAGAAGAAAUUUCUUUAAUUUACUCAAGAAUUAUAACAAUGCUUGUUUUAAUGCUAUUUCAAUUCCUGUUGAUUUAAAAAUUAUCGUUAAUUCAUUUUUAUCUUACUAAAUAGGCGCCUUAAUAGUAAUAUAAUUAUGAUACCAUUUCAAAUACAUUAAUUUACUUAUAUGUAUCUAAUUUUGGGGGAUUAAUUAAAAUGUAAUUAAUUUAUCAAAAAUAGGCUUUGUUCAGUGAUUUCAAAAAGAGAAAUUUCGGAUUUAAGUUUUAUUUAAGGAGAUGUUUCUUUAGAAUUCUGGUCACCAACUCAUUAUAAAUGGAUGAUUGCGUUUAUUUUUCCAGGACUCGGAAUAUUUUGCUUAUUGAUUCCUUUUUCUCUAUUCUCACUAAUGUAUAGAUUGAGAGACUAAUUUGAAUCUAUGAAACUUAGAAGACACAUUUCUUAUUUAUUUAAUGAAUAUGAUGGGAAAAAUUACUUUUGGGAAUUAAUAAAAUUAACCAAAAAAACAAUUAUUAUACUUGUUCUAACUUAUUUUGAAAUUCAAGUUUUGCUAAAGGCUUCUUUACUAGGAUUGUGUUUACUACUUUACCAAUUGCUAGCUGUUGAAUAUAAACCAUACAAUAUUUCAAAGCUUAAUCACUUAGACUUAUAAGCUGGUUAAAUUUGUUCCAUUACAAUUUUCCUUGCUGCUGCUAAAUAUGUAUGCGAGCAACAAAAUAAUUAAGUGUUAUCUAUUUAAUUAUAAAUAGUUAUUAUUAUUCUCUGCAUAAUAUUGUGCUACCCUUUUGUAAAAGGCAUAAUCUUGGCUUAUAAGAAAAAAUACUAUGUUCUCUUACUUGCCUCAUUAAAGAAUCUAUUCAAAAAAAUUAAAUCAAAAUCAAAGUUAGCCAAUCUAUUUAAAUAACUUUGGAAAUAGUAAAAAUCUAAAGAAUCAAGGCUGAAAAAGAAUUUAAUGAAAUUGAAAAACGUAUCUAAAUCUUCAAUAAAAAUGCGAAGGUAACAAUAUUUAUUAAAUUAGAUAAAUUGUUGUAAAUCUUAGGACAACUACAGAAUCUGAUUAAAAUUCAAAAUUAAAAUCAGAAAAAAUGUUAAUUGCAUUCAAACCUGAGAUAUGA